GGAGAAAAUGUCUUGCGACGAAAUGCUUCGCGAUUAUGAAGAGGAGACACCAGUCUCUGUCAGUUCUGUCGUUCCUGUAGAGGAACGGCGUGACAAGUUCUCGUCAAUUCACAGCUCGGGGUUUCGAGAUUUGCUUCUGAAACCUGAGCUGCUUCAAGCCAUUAAAGACAGAGGUUUUGAACAUCCUUCACAAGUGCAACACGAAUGUAUACCACAAGCCGUUUUGUCCAUGGAUGUUCUCUGUCAGGCAAAGUCCGGAAUGGGAAAGACAGCGGUGUUUGUUAUAUCCACACUCCAGCAAAUUCAAGAGUCCAUCGACGAUGUUGUUGUCUUGGUCAUUGCCCACACACGGGAACUUGCAUACCAGAUUGCGCAUGAGUACCAGACCUUUUCAAAAUACAUGCCAGAAAUCAAAGUUGCCGUGUUUUUUGGCGGACUUCCAAUCAAGAGGGAUGAAGAGGUUCUCGCAAAGAACCGCCCAAACAUCGUCGUGGGAACGCCUGGUCGUCUGCUGGCUCUUGUUCAGAAGAAAAAGCUUACCCUGGACAAUCUCAGUUACUUCAUUGUAGACGAGUGUGAUCAAGUACUCAAAGAAAUCGUGAUGAGGAAGGAUGUACAGGCCAUAUUCAUACGAUCACCUUGCGCAAAACAAGUCAUGAUGUUUAGUGCCACUCUCAACAAGGAUCUGAGAACUGUGUGCAAGCGAUUUAUGAGUGACCCAGUGGAAAUUAUCAUCGACGACGAAUCAAAAUUGACACUCCAUGGACUGCAACAGUAUUACAUUCAAAUGGAGGAAAAUGAAAAAUCGCGCAAAAUCUGUGACUUGUUGGACCUGCUUGAAUUUAACCAGGUGAUCAUCUUCGUGAAUUCCAUCAGCCGAUGUCAGGCUUUGACCUCUCUUCUCCUGGAGCAGAAUUUUCCUGUUCUUACCAUACACAGGGCAAUGGAACAAACCGAAAGACUGUCCCGGUACCAACAGUUCAAAGACUUCCAGAAGAGAAUACUGGUGGCCACAAACCUGUUUGGUAGAGGGAUGGACAUUGAAAGAGUCAACAUUAUCAUCAACUACGACACACCUGAAGAAUCAGACACGUAUCUUCACAGGGUGGGUCGAGCUGGUCGAUUCGGGACGAAGGGUUUGGCCAUUACAUUUGUGUCAAACCGGUCAGAUGCAGAAGUAAUGAAUUCUGUGCAAGAGAGAUUCGAAGUCGGAAUAGAAAACAUGCCAACACAGAUCGAUGUAUCGUCAUACAUCGGUACUAGUGAAAAUGCUUGAACAUGACGACACGAGGAAGGUGAUCAUAUAGACAGAACAAAAAUGACUGUGUGGCUUUAGUACCAUAAGUAGUGUAAAUACUGGUACCAUGUACAUUUAUCAUUGCUAUACGUGUAUACAAUUAUAGUUAUUGUUGUUUAUCUGUUCAAUAAAAUGUAGAACAAAACUUAA
Messenger RNA from Magallana angulata, 1447 nucleotides. Its product is annotated as spliceosome RNA helicase DDX39B-like. The record is from RefSeq and is a predicted model, not a curated record. Gene Ontology annotation, biological process: mRNA export from nucleus; mRNA splicing, via spliceosome. The transcript is spliced from 9 exons. NCBI's taxonomy places the organism in Eukaryota, Metazoa, Mollusca, Bivalvia, Ostreida, Ostreidae. Bases 8 to 1276 code for a protein of 422 amino acids. Gene Ontology annotation, molecular function: ATP binding; RNA binding; RNA helicase activity.